Cyanistes caeruleus (blue tit) is the source of this 2388-nucleotide messenger RNA. RefSeq names its product unc-51 like kinase 3 (gene ULK3). Gene Ontology annotation, biological process: reticulophagy; response to starvation; piecemeal microautophagy of the nucleus. The record is from RefSeq and is a predicted model, not a curated record. Gene Ontology annotation, molecular function: protein serine/threonine kinase activity; ATP binding. NCBI's taxonomy places the organism in Eukaryota, Metazoa, Chordata, Aves, Passeriformes, Paridae. Gene Ontology annotation, cellular component: autophagosome; cytoplasm; cytosol.
GGUCCCGAGUGCCGGGACCGGGGGUCCGGAGGGGCCAUGGCCGGGGCCGGCUGGGCCCCGCCGCGCCUCGAUGAGUUCAUCCUCACCGAGCCCCUCGGCUCCGGCACGUACGCCACCGUCUACAAGGCCUACAGGAAGAGGGACACGCGUGAGGUGGUGGCCAUCAAAUGCGUCAACAAGAGGAGCCUGAACCGGGCGUCGGUGGAGAACCUGCUGACAGAGAUCGAGAUCCUCAAGACCAUCCGCCAUCCCAACAUCGUGGAGCUCAAGGACUUCCAGUGGGACAGUGACCACAUCUACCUGAUCAUGGAGUUCUGUGCCGGGGGGGACCUCUCCCGCUUCAUCCGGACGCGCCGGAUGCUCCCCGAGAAGGUGGCACGCGUCUUCCUGCAGCAGCUCGCCUGCGCCCUGAAGUUCCUCCACGACCGCAACAUCUCCCACCUGGACCUGAAGCCGCAGAACAUCCUCCUGAGCUCCCCGGAGAACCCCCAGCUGAAGCUGGCAGAUUUCGGCUUUGCUCAGUACAUGUCCCCGUGGGACGAGAAGCACGUGCUGCGCGGCUCCCCGCUCUACAUGGCCCCUGAGAUGGUGUGUCGGCAGCACUACGACUCCCGCGCGGACCUGUGGUCCGUGGGUGUCAUCCUUUACGGUGGGCUUGGCUUUUACUGCCCCGGGGGGCUCUACUCAGGGCUGCUUUCCCCCUCUCCAUCUCCCCCCACCGCUCCUUUUCCUCCCACAGAAGCACUUUUUGGGAAGCCGCCCUUCGCUUCCCGCUCCUUCGCCGAGCUGGAGGAGAAGAUCCGCAGCGACCGGGCCGUGGAGCUUCCCAGCCGGCCCCAGCUCUCUCUGGAAUGCCGGGAUCUCCUCGGACAGCUGCUGGAGAGGGACCCUCGGAAGCGCAUCUCCUUCGAGUGCUUCUUUGCCCACCCCUUCGUGGACAUGGAGCACAUCCCCGGCCCCGAGAGCCUGGGCAAGGCGACCGAUCUGGUGGUGGAGGCAGUGAGGAAGGAUCAGGAGGGAGACGCCAGUGCCGCCUUCUCCCUCUACCGCAAAGCCCUGGAGUAUUUUGUGCCAGCGCUGCACUAUGAAAGCGACGCUCGGCGCAAAGAAGCCAUCCGGGCCAAGGUGAGGCAGUACAUCUCCCGAGCAGAGGAGCUGAAGGUGUUGGUCACCUCCAGCAACAAGAACCUCCUGGAGAAAGGAAACCCGGCCAGAGAGCUCCUUAAAGAGAUGGCCAAGGACAAGCCUCGGCUCUGCGCGGCGCUGGAAGUGGCUUCGGCUGCCAUCGCCAAGGAGGAGGAAGGCAAGGAUGACGGUGAUGCCCUGGAGCUGUACCAGCAGAGCUUGGGGGAGCUGCUGUUGCUCCUGGCCGCGGAGCCGGCGGGGCGGCGGCGGGAGCUGCUCCAUGCCGAGAUCCAGACCCUGAUGGCCCGAGCCGAGUACCUGAAGGAUCAGAUCAAGAUGCGGGAGGCACAAUCCAUGGGCAAAGAGGCGCUGGCAGAGUCCGUCCGGAGCGGCUGUACCUUGCAGUGACUCUGGGAGCUGCCCGAGGAACGCUGCUCACCGCCCUGCCUGGAGACACCGGCACCGAGACCAGGCUUCUGUCCCCACCACCAGGGUGACACCUGGGGGGUCACCUCGGGCUCCCAGCCCCGGGGGCUCCGCAGGGACAUCUGCCCCUCUCCCAGGCGCUGGCUCCUUUCCCUGCCAGCCCUGCCUCUCCCGUCUGCUGCUGCAGCCUCCCCUGCCACGGCGGCCGGGUUAUUCCACUCUAAUUCCCUCCGCUGGCUGCUGUGGGAAGGGUAUUUUUAUCCUGGCCCUGGGCUCUGGCAGGACAUCCCCCCUGCUUUUUUGGCUGGGUGGUUCUUCCACCUCCCAGAUUCUUGGGGAGCCCACACGGCCCAGCUGCACAAAUCCAGCCGGGCGCUGAGGGUGGACAGGGAUGCUCCGCUGUGCCUUCCUCGCCCAGCAUCUACCUCUGCAUCCACUGCUGCUCAUCCAGCACCCACUGCACUGUCCCAGCCCAGCCAGAGCUCCCUGCCUCUCACUGCUGGAGCACUGGGAAUGAGGCUUUUCCUUCCUGAACCUGGAGCGUGACAGCUUCUGGCUGCGUCACCGGUGUCAUGACCGUGAGCAGUGCUCAGCAGGGACCCGCUGAGUCGGGCACGAGCAGCAGUCAAUCACCUUCAGGGAGGCACUCUCAGCAUCCUGCCUGCCCCCCUCCACUCCUCAGGACCCCCAGCAUCCCAGUGGUGUUCCCAGGAGUCACUGGUACAGGGUGCUGAGGUUUCCUGUCCUGCAAAACAAGGUACUUGUCUCAAAAUCUACUGUAUCUCAAGGGAAUGUAAUUUAUUGUCUUUAAUAAACUUUAAUUUUGAUUUCCCUGCC